This is a messenger RNA of Vombatus ursinus (common wombat), 1361 nucleotides long. It is a transcript of the gene GPR82, whose product is annotated as G protein-coupled receptor 82. NCBI's taxonomy places the organism in Eukaryota, Metazoa, Chordata, Mammalia, Diprotodontia, Vombatidae. Gene Ontology annotation, molecular function: G protein-coupled receptor activity. Gene Ontology annotation, biological process: G protein-coupled receptor signaling pathway. The record is from RefSeq and is a predicted model, not a curated record. Gene Ontology annotation, cellular component: membrane. The transcript is spliced from 3 exons. Bases 231 to 1229 code for a protein of 332 amino acids.
CUAUAUUUACUGGAAUUUGAAAAGAAUUUGCCUAUGCAUUUCUGAAAUACAAGCCUUUUGGAACAGUGACUGGAGAAACUGAAGUUUGAAAUCCAUCACUGGUGAAUCUAAAUAAUAUUGCAUAUCACACAGAGUGGACAAGCCAUGAUCUAAGACUUACAGUUCAACUCUUCAGGGAUUCCUGCGUGGCCUUUGAAAUCCUGCACCACGUUCAAGAAAAUUUGGUACAAAUGGGUUAUAAUUCCACACAUAUUCAACAAUCAGCGGCCUCUUUAAUUGUUUUACCUAUCAUUUAUAUCUUUCUAUGCAUUCUAGGACUUUUGGGAAACAUACUCUCACAAUGGGUAUUUUUGAGAAAAAUUUCUAGGAAAACAUCAACACACAUGUACUUAAUAAAUCUGGUGACUGCAAAUUUGCUUGUAUGCAGUGCUAUGCCUUUUAUGAGUGCCUAUUUCAUGGAAGGAUUUAAUUGGAUGUACAGUUCAACAAAAUGCAAAGUAGUCAAUUUUUUGGGUACUCUGUUCUUGCAUGUCAGCAUGUUUGUCAGUCUCACCACUUUAAGCUGCAUUGCCAUAAGCCGUUAUGCCACUCUUAUGAAAAAAGACCUCACCCAGGAAGAGAAUGCCUCAUUCUAUGAAAAAGUAUUUUAUGGACGCAUACUAAAAAAAUUCUGCCAGCCCAACUUUGCCAAAAAGGUGUGCGGCUUUAUAUGGGGGGCUGUAUUGGCCACAGUAAUUCCAGUUAUUAUUUAUUACUCUGCUGUGGAGCUUUAUGAAGAAAAUGGGAAAAUGUGCUACAAUGAAGUGGCAGAAUGUGGUGCUGGCGUUUCUGGUCCUGCAAGACUUGUUGGAACUGCAUUUAUUGGUUUUUGUUUCCUAGUGGUACUGCUAUCAUAUUAUUCUUUUGUCAGCUAUCUGAGAAAAAUAAGGAAAAGCACAUCUAUUACAAAGAAAUAUUCCACUUAUUGUUCAGUGAAAAGACACCUUUCAGUCAUUCAAUUUCUACUGAUAAUUUGCUUUCUUCCAUACAGUAUUUUUAUGCCCAUUUUUUAUGCCCUAAACAAGACAAAUGACAGCCAACAACUGGGGUAUUUAGUGGAAAUAAAAAAUUUCCUCAUCUGUCUUGCUGCUGCCAGAAGUAGCACAGAUCCCAUUAUAUUCCUUUUACUAGAUAAAACAUUUAAAAAGACACUAUAUAAUCUCUUUAGAAAGGCCAAUUCACCGCAUUAAAGCAAUUGAUCUUUACAUCAAAUCCACUAUGGAAAUGGGGAAAGUACCCAUGCAAACAUCAAUGACAAACUGGAUGAUUAAUAACACAACUCUGCUGAUAUAAUAAAGUGCAAAAAGACAUUUGACAUCUUA